AUGAAGUUUAAACCCGACAGACUGCCGGUGAUGGCACAGGACUUUACCGCCUUAACUGGAGAGGACUGUUUUGAGGGAAAAUCCCCGUGUUCAGACACAGAAGCCAACGACUAUGAUGGCGUUCUGGAGAUUAAUCAGUUUGACGGACUGCCUUAUUCCUCCAGGUUUUAUAAACUGCAGGAGGAAAGAAAAGCGCUGCCGGCGUGGAAAGCUAAAUGUGAAUUUAUGGACACUUUGGCAAGAGCUCAGUUUGUAGUUGUCAGUGGCGCCGCGAACACUGGGAGGAGUUCUCAAGUCCCCCAGUGGUGCGCUGAAUUCUGCCUGUCGGCCCAGUUCCACCACGGCUCGGUGGUCUGCACCCAGACCCACGCGCAGCAGGCGGUGGACCUGGCUCUGAGAGUGGCCGAUGAGAUGGACGUCAACGUGGGCCACGAAGUCGGGUACCGCAUCCCCCUGGAGGCCUGCUGCGCCGCCGACACCCUGCUCAGGUUCUGCACGGACGACGUGCUGCUGAGGGAGAUGAUGUCGGACCCCCUGCUGGGGCGCUACGCCGUGGUGGUGGUGGACCAGGCCCACCAGCGCACCGUGAGCACCGACGUGCUGCGCGGCCUGCUGAGGGACGUGGCCCGGCGGAGGCCCGAGCUCCGCGUGGUCCUGCUCUCCGCCGCCGAGCCCUCGGCCCGGCAGCUGGCCCACUUCAGCUGCAGGCCGCCGGUGCCCGUGGUUCGCCUGGAGAGCCGGGGAGCGGGCCGGGUGGUGCGCGGCGGCGCCGGCGGCAGCUACUUCUGCUCGGCGCUGCGCGUGGCGCUGGAGGUCCACCGCUCCGAGCCCGCGGGGGACGUGGCGGUGUUUCUGGUGACCGCGCAGGAAAUAGACUUAGCCCGUGACAUCCUGAGCCACGAGGCCAAAGCCCUGCCUCCGGGCCUGGGUCGGCUCCUGCCUGUCGCCGUGCACCCUGGCCGGCCCGGGACUCUCCCGCUCCUCUGUGAGGAGGAGGCGGCGGGUCGGGUCCGCAGAGUCUUCCUCACCUCCAGCCCUAAUGAGGAUUUCUUCUGGGCUCUUAGCUCAAUACGUUUCGUCAUUGAUGCCGGGCUUGAGAAACGAUCCGUUUACAACCCCAGGAUCAGAACCGCCGCCGCCAUCUUCCAGCCGGUGAGCGCGGCUCAGGCUGAAAGCCGCAGGCAGCUGGCCGGUCCGACAGGCAAGUGUUUCUGCCUUUACCCAGAGGACAGGGCGCUCCCUGCUGAGACCCCCCCACGGAUCGCAGAGUGUGACAUCACGGCCACUGUGCUCUUCCUCAAGAGGAUGGAGAUCGCCGGACUCGCGCACUGCGACUUUAUCGACAGGCCGGAUCCUGAAGCCCUGAUGCAGGCUUUGGAGGAGCUGGACUACCUGGCAGCUCUGGAUAAUGACGGCAACCUGUCUGAGAUGGGCAUCGUCAUGUCCGAGUUGCCCCUGGAGCCCCAGAUCGCCAAGACGCUGCUGGCGUCCUGCGAGUUUGACUGCGUCAGCGAGGUGGCCAUCAUCGCUGCCAUGCUAACAGCUCCCACCUGCUUCACGGUGCCGUCCUUGGACCUGAGGCCAGAGGCCACUCAGUGCCAUCAGAGGUUCCUGCACCCAGAGGGAGACCACUUCAGCCUCAUCAACAUCUACAAGGCCUUCAAACAGCGCCAGCAGGACCCGUACUGUGACGUGGAGAAGUGGUGUCAGGAUCUGUACCUGAGCCACUCGGCUCUGCUGGCGGCGGACGCCCUGUGCUCGGAGCUCACCGACACGCUGAGGAGGAUCGAGCUGCCCGUGUCUGUGCCAGCGUUCGGGUCGCGCGCCAACACCCUCCACGUUAAGAGAGCCCUGCUGGCGGGGUUCUUCAUGCAGGUGGCGCGUGACGUGGAUGGAUCGGGGAACUACUUCAUUCUAACCCACAAGCACGUGGCGCAGAUUCACCCUCAGUCCGGCUACGGUGCGAGGAGCCCCAAGCUGGGCCUGCCAGAGUGGGUGCUGUUCCAUGAGCACUCCUUCUCCGAGGAUAACUGCCUUCGCAUCGUCACCCACAUAACACCAGAGGAGUUCAUUCAGAUGGCGCCGCAAUAUUUCUUCUACAACCUGCCCCGAAGCGAAAGCAAAGACAUCCUCCAAAACAUUUUGAACCACGGAGCGUCUCACAGUCAGGAGGUGAAAUCUCCAUCGUCCAGAGAGGAAUCAAAGGAGGACGAGAGCUACGACCGCUGUGUUGUACAGUGACUGUACCGUGUCGUUCUACCGUGGAUCGUUUUAUCAUUUCAUUUAGUUUUAGAAGUUGCAUAUGUCUUUUUUGUCACAACACUAUGUUCUGUAUUUAUUCUGGUGAGUUAGACAAAGUGCACUAAUAUUAUUGGUUAUACAGUAUUAGAAUUAAAAAUGUUUU
This is a messenger RNA of Betta splendens (Siamese fighting fish), 2404 nucleotides long. It is a transcript of the gene dhx32b, whose product is annotated as DEAH (Asp-Glu-Ala-His) box polypeptide 32b. Gene Ontology annotation, cellular component: intracellular anatomical structure; spliceosomal complex. Bases 1 to 2241 code for a protein of 746 amino acids. The record is from RefSeq and is a predicted model, not a curated record. The transcript is spliced from 11 exons. Lineage: Eukaryota; Metazoa; Chordata; Actinopteri; Anabantiformes; Osphronemidae. Gene Ontology annotation, molecular function: RNA binding.